Messenger RNA from Syngnathus acus (greater pipefish), 3474 nucleotides. Its product is annotated as DNA topoisomerase I, mitochondrial. The transcript has 20 exons. Bases 1074 to 3233 code for a protein of 719 amino acids. NCBI's taxonomy places the organism in Eukaryota, Metazoa, Chordata, Actinopteri, Syngnathiformes, Syngnathidae. Gene Ontology annotation, biological process: DNA replication; DNA topological change; chromosome segregation. Gene Ontology annotation, molecular function: DNA topoisomerase type I (single strand cut, ATP-independent) activity; DNA binding. The record is from RefSeq and is a predicted model, not a curated record. Gene Ontology annotation, cellular component: nucleolus; chromosome.
CUUUUAUGAACGUGCCUCCCUGAAAUGGACCAUAAGGGAGGGCUAGGUGACCCAUUUUCCAUUCACAAACUCUCACCGUGUAUUUUUUUGAUCGGGUAAAUAAUAUUAGCUUGAAUUUGUAAUUUUAUCAAUGUGUUUUGUUGAAAUCAGUAAAUGACAAAUCGCCAGCAGAACGGUCCCUUUCCACGGUAACGCCCCUUUCCAAGAUUACGCCCUGGUGGUCACGCAGUUUGCAGAGACCCAUCACCCCUCUCUCUUUUUCCUCAGCAAUAUGCCAAUCAAUGGUGCCUCUAAUAAGAAAAUGCGAUACGUGUAUCGAUGAAAGCUUUAUUAUGAACUCAUAGUAUUCUAGGGAUUUAUUCUCUCAACUGCCCCAUCCAUCCAUCCAUCCAUCCAUCCAUCCAUCCAUCCAUCCAUCCAUCCAUCCAUCCAUCCAUCUCACUUUACAAACUAGUCACUGUUACAAACUAGUCACUGCUGUAUCAGAUCAGGCGUACUGCGUCACCCUCUUAAUUAAUGUCAUGCAACCUGUCAUCAGCCAGCCAAAUUUAACAAUUCUUAACAAGAUUUUUUAUUCACAUAAAUUGUUAUUGUCGAAUGACGUCAGUUUGAAUAACUCGGUGAAGUUGGGAUCCAUAUUUUCUUCUCGACUUUUCUUUUUCAUGUUCACGGCCCACAGUUUCACUCGCUGGUCGGAGGUCUAAAGACUCCGACUUCCCACCGUCAUCGAAUGCAGCACUCGUACCUCGUUUUUUUCAUAGUGAUUGAAUGACGUAAAGUGUUUCUGGCUUUUUAUCAUAUAGGCCUAUCUUCUACUCUCGUGUUUUGAAAACGCUGGACGUUUCUUGCCCACAGUUGGGUGCAUAAAAUAGUUUUGUACGGAUACUGCAUCAUUUUAUUCACUAUUUGUAGGUAACCUGCAGCUUAAUGGAAUUGCAGCUGGAUAGAAUUGACGCGUUAAUUGGCUAACACCUCGAAGUUUAGCCGAGGGCGACUGAGUGUACUAGCUGGGAUGGGAAGAGAGAAGGACGCGAAAGAAGACAGGAAGACCAAACAAAGUUACGAAACUGAACAUGAGGCCAAACGGCAAUGAGGUUGCUGAAGCUGGGGGCGACAGUGCAAAGUCAACCAAAUCUACAGAGAAAACUCCUAAUGGAAAAAUCAACAAGAUAAAAGUGCCAAAAACUGUGAAGCUGGAAUCACCAAGCAAUUUCAGUAGUCGUGAGCCAGAUGAUGGUAAUUUCACUACAAAGAAGAAAGGAGUGAAAAGAAGAAGAACCAAGGAUGAACCUGCAGAUGUUCCCACCAGUGAAGCACUCAAAAACGGCGGCAAACAUAAAAAACGGCCUCAUUCAGAGGAAGAAAGCGAUGGAGAACCUCUGAAAAAACAUGCUAAGAAAAAACCUAAAACGGAUGUGAAGCUAGAGGAAGGAGAGCAGCCGGUUUCCAAAAAGUCUAGGAAGACAAAGGAGGAGAUUAAAGAAGCAAGAGAAUUGAAGAUUCGACAGAAGGAAGAGGAGGAACAGAAGCGCUGGCGAUGGUGGGAAGAAGAGAAGUAUGAAGCUGGGGUAAAAUGGAGGUUUCUGGAACACAAAGGGCCCUAUUUUCCACCUGACUACCAGCCCCUACCAGACAACGUUCACUUCUACUACAAAGGUGAUCCAGUGAAACUGAGCCUGGCAGCUGAGGAGGUGGCUGUUUUUUUUGCUCAGAUGUUAGAUCAUGAAUACACUACAAAAAAGGUUUUUCGGGAGAACUUCUUCAAAUCUUGGAGACGGGAGAUGACGCAUAAGGAGCAGUUGUUGAUUCAAGACCUUGACAAAUGUGAUUUUGGAGAGAUUCAUGCAAUGCAUAAAGCCAAGGUAGAGGAAAAGCGAAACUUAAGCAAGGAGGAAAAACUGGUUUUGAAAGAGACCAAUCAGAAGAUAGUGGAGGAGUUUGGCUACUGUAUGCUAGACCACCACAGAGAGCGUAUUGGCAACUUUAAGAUUGAACCUCCAGGGCUGUUCAGAGGUAGAGGCGAGCAUCCCAAACAAGGCAAGCUGAAGAAAAGGAUCCAGCCUGAAGAUGUCAUAAUCAACUGCAGCAGAGAAUCCUGCAUCCCUGUACCUCCUGCCGGCCAUCACUGGAAGGAAGUCCGCCAUGACAACACUGUGACAUGGUUGGCCAGUUGGACAGAAAACAUCCAGGGGAGCAUUAAAUAUGUCAUGCUGAAUGCCAACUCCAAACUCAAAGGUGAAAAGGACUGGGAGAAAUAUGAGGUUGCUCGCAAACUUAAGCAGCAUGUGGAUGGCAUCCGUGAACAGUACCUUACUGAUAUGAAGUCCAAAGAGAUGCGUAUUCGACAGAGAGCUGUGGCCCUCUACUUCAUUGACAAGCUGGCGCUGAGAGCUGGUAAUGAAAAGGAGGAGGGAGAGACGGCAGACACAGUGGGCUGCUGUUCACUACGUGUUGAGCACAUCACACUCCAUAAGCAGCUGGAUGGCAACCAAUGUGUAGUGGAAUUUGAUUUCCUGGGUAAAGAUUCCAUUCGCUAUUACAACAAGGUCCCAGUCAUCAAUAAGGCAUUUAAGAAUCUCAAGAUUUUCAUGGAAAACAAGGACCCUGGCGAUGAGCUCUUUGACCGCCUCACUACCGCCAUGUUAAAUAAGCAUCUGAGUUCCCUCAUGCCAGGUCUGACUGCAAAGGUUUUCAGGACAUACAAUGCCUCGACCACUCUGCAGCAGCAACUGAAAGAACUCACAAAAGACUCAAUGGUCAAUGAUGCAGAGAAACUUCUCGGCUACAACAGAGCGAACAGAGCGGUUGCAAUCCUCUGUAACCAUCAGCGGGCGCCGCCAAAGACCUUUGAACAGUCUAUGGCGAACCUUCAGGCCAAGAUUACUGCAAGAAAAGAGCAACUGGCACAUGCCAAGAGGGAGCUGGAGCAAGCUAAGAAGGACGCAAAGGUUAAAGGCCGCUCAGACCCCAAGCUGCAGAUACUGGUGGAGAAGAAGAAAGCAGCUGUGAAGCGCUGUUCGGAGAGUCUUAUGAAGCUGGAAGUCCAGGCCACCGAUCGAGAGGAGAACAAGCAGAUUGCACUGGGUACCUCCAAGCUUAACUAUCUGGAUCCACGCAUCAGUGUGGCCUGGUGCAAAAGAAUGGGGGUGCCAAUUGAAAAAAUCUACAAUAAGACCCAGAGGGACAAGUUUGCCUGGGCAAUUGACAUGACAGAGACAAACUUUGAGUUCUGAAUAUUUACUUGGACAGUUUUAUUUGCACAAAUGCAAUUAAGGGACCUCUGUAGUUAAACGUUCCAUUCAUAAUGUUCUCUGGCUAUUUUUUUUUCUCUCCAUGCAGUGUUGUGACAUGACCAAUGACUGCUUGAUGUUUUGACAGGUUUGCUUUGUUUGGCACUUUAUUCAUUAGAUUACUGUAGUGUUAUGUUUGUACAGUUUUGUUUGCAUUCAUCUGAAUAAAGGUUCCUAUUGUGCA